UGUGGAUGGCAUUAGAAUUUUGUAGAGCGGACUAAAAUAUUACCGAAAAUCGCUAUAAAAUUAAAUAUUCAUUCGUUUUCUACUAUGAAAUGAGUUUAAUGUAUGUGAAAUAUAUUUGUGAAUAAUAUAUUUGUGAAAUAAGCGUCCAUAUUAACUACAAUAAGCUAUAAUUAUUGCCGGAAAGUAGAAACAUCUUUAGAUCGAUACACCGAAUCUUUGGAAGAAUCCUUUCUUGCAUAAAAUAUUCGUCAACAAAGAAAUGAGAUAACGUGCAAAAAUGUCACUAGAAAGAGAUAACUUGGGCAUGAUGCCCAUUCCAACAACAGGAUCUGUAGACCCUCGAUCACAGUUAUUACAAGAGAUGCGGGAGCAGAACUUUGACAUGAUAAGGUUUGCUUCUUACAGGACAGCUUGCAAACUUCGAUAUGUCCAGAAAAAAUGCAAUUUACAUGCAAUAGAUAUUUGGAAUGUCAUAGAAGCAUUCCGGGAAAAUGCAUUAAACACACUAGAGCCCAACGCUUGUGUUAAUGUAACGAGAUUGGAGACACUUGUGUCAUCUUUGUACCACAAUUUGAAUAAAAGAUUACCACCAGUUAAUCAAGUAUCAGUGGAAGCAUGUUCUGCUUUGCUCUUGAAUUGGCUGUUGUCGGCUUAUAGUACUGGCGAAAACGUAGGAAAGAUUCGCGUCUUCUCCAUUAAGGUGGCGUUGGCUACUAUGUGUGCUGGGAAACUUAUGGACAAGUUAAGAUAUAUCUUCUCCCAGUUGUCCGAUGGCAAUGGUCAUUUGCUGAUGAAGCGCUUGUCAGAUUACCUCAGGGAGGUACUGGCCCUUCCUGCUGCGGUCUACGAAUCUCCAUCCUUCAGUUAUAAUGACAGUCUGGCCUUGUCCAUAUUUAACCAGAACAAGAAAGUAACAGUGAAUGAUUUCCUGGAUACACUAAUGUCUGACCCCGGCCCGCCCUGCCUCGUCUGGCUGCCUCUCUUACAUCGACUGGCGAGCGUCGAAAAUGUGGUACACCCGCUGGCCUGCAGCGUAUGCCGCCGUGGGUCCCUAACGGGCUUUCGAUACCGGUGUACGAGGUGUGCAGCGUACACGUUAUGCCAGGACUGCUUCUGGAGAGGGCAUGUCACACCCCCUCACACCAAUGAACACGAGGUUAAGGAGUACGCAACUUAUAAAUCCCCUUCCAAGCAAAUAGGAGCGACGCUCCGGAAGUCCUUCCGGUGCGUCCCAGAGAGGGCGCGCGCUCCUUUACCGAGGUACCCCGACCAACCCGAACGUACCCUCAACCUCAGUCAUAUUGUGCCGCCAUCCCCGGUCCCGGCACACAAUGGAUUCCCAGAAUACGGUCCGGGAUACGUCAACACAGGCUCUCUGGAUAGUCGCUCUUCGAGAUCUACACAUAGAAGUAUAGCAGAUCAUCUCUCUCGUGGUGUUGAUGAUGAACACAGGUUGAUAGCGAGGUACGCGGCCCGAUUGGCUCACGAAAAUCGGACUAUGCCUCGGGCAGGCAGAUCGGCAUCUCUGACUCCAGAACUGGGGCGUUCAUCUUCAGAAGGUUCAGAGGUAGACGCAGCUCGACAGCAGAGAGAGUUAAUAUCACAACUCGAAGCUAAGAAUAGAGAGAUUAUGAGGGAAAUUGCCAGGCUAAGACGUCAGCAAGAAGCGGAGACAUGUUCGAACACCGGUUCAGCCCCGCCCUUGGUGUCGGAGUUACGCGCCUUGAGGCAGAGGAAAGACGAGUUGGAAGGACAUCUCUCCUCUUUGCAAGAAUCCCGGAAGCAUCUGAUGCAUCAGUUGGAAGGUCUCAUGAGGAUGUUGAAGACCCAACAAUCUUCGCCCAGAUCUACGCCGAAUUCAUCUCCUCGUUCGACCAAAAGUCCUCCAUUACCUGGAUCACAGCCGUCGGCGCCUCAAGAAAGAGAGUCCGCACCGCGUGGAACAGUCCGUAGCGCGCCGCAAACGCCAUCUCUUGGUGAAAGGGAACGAAUUGAUAUGACGCAUAGCUUAGGUGGUAUGGAUAGUAUGAGCAAUGAGAAUAGAGGCUUUCAUCAAAACCAAAGACCCACCACGAUGGGCAUAGACAAUAGAAGUCUUCGUAGUGAUCUAUUGUACGCGGCCGAUUCAGUUACAAAUGCAAUGUCAACUUUAGUGAGGGAACUCAAUUCGGAGGGUUCUGACGCUGAGGAAAAUGUCAAAGGAAAUAUGGACGCUAGGAAACGGAGAGAUUUUGAGGAAGAUGAGGACAGUGAUGAACCCAUGCCAAGACCGCAGUUGCCCAGGCAUUAUAUACACGACAACAAUGUACAGAAUUUACCUAGUUUGAUAUCGCAAUCAUGAGUACUGCUAUAGAGGACACACCUCCGCCUCUACCAGCUCGCACGGGCCACUAUUACCCAAGAACAUAGCUUAAGACAUAGUAUAUCUGUAUCGUGAUAAGUUAACGGAUUUGUUAUCUUAGAUGAAAUAUUAUAUAGUUACGUAUAUCUUCAUAACUUAAUUAUAAUGGAAAUGUUUGUCCCAUGUUCCAUUUGGGUAUCAGUUCUUUCCUAUUACGAUGUCCUAACUCUUACUUAAAUUGGUUUAUGAGUAAUAUAUAAUUGAGAGGAAGUUAGCGGCGAUGCUAUAUGUUUACAUAGCAACCAUAUAAGAGUGAGUGAUGGCGUAUGGGAGUCAGAUCCCGUUUCUGACGUCAUAUAAAUGGACUGUAUAAUUCUGACAGCUGUAGUUAAUGUUAAAAUUUGAUUUGUGUAUAUUAAAAUGAGUUAUUUUAUUCGAUAUUACGAUUUAUAAAGGAAUUUCAAACCUUCUAGAUUUUUUUUUGUAAAUAUAUUAUUUAUAACCUAUAUUUACAUUCUAGUGAAAUCGGUGUCACGGAAUUUUAGAAAUUCAGUCAAAACCUGUUAUAACGACAUGGAGGGGUAAAAACCGAUUGGCCCUGGAAAUCUUCCAUAGUCCGUUUCACAAGGCAUUUUCUUUUGCGAACUAGGGAACUGUGGGAUUCGAGAGGGAGGCGGUCUUCCCAGAGAGAUGAGACCUCCAACUAUUCAAAAUUCGUUCUCCUCCCUCAAAAGCCGGCAAUGCACCCACUAACAAUGGGUGUCUAUGGGCUGCGAUUACUGCCCUUUUAGGAUCGUUUGCCCCCCAUUAUAUAUAAAAACAAAAAAGUCUUAACAGCCGAUAACGUUAUUAUUUUAAAAAUAAAAUUCAUCCGAGACCUUAGAUUUUGGUCAAUAUAACCGGUAUGAAAGAUGACGUCGACUUUAAACUGUAAUUUCUUUAAAAUAAUCUCUGAAGAAUCAUGUUAUUCAACAGAAAUAGCUAUUCACAUAUCCAUUCUAUUUUUCAGUCUUCCACACGUCAAUUCCUUCCAAAGUGUACAAAAAAGUCAAUUUUUUCGUUUUUUUUUUCUAUUAAUUUUAGUUGAGAGUAAAAACCUUCCAUUUGUAUAAUGGCAAAAGACUGAUUCGAAAUACCAAAUUGUUUCCACCGCUAUGAAACCAAAAUUUUUAUUUAACGUACGUACUUAAUAUUAUGUCAUGUUUUGUCUCUUUUUCUCAUCGCAAUGUCUAUCAUAACUUAUCCUUUCUCUCGGCCUUUAAAAAGUCUAAAGGAUCAUAUUGAUAAUACAAUUGAAAAAAAACCUUGAAUAAAAAUAUAUUUAACAGAAUCGCUCCUACUCAAGAUAGUCUUCUAAUUUCCAAAUUCAAAAUGACGAAGACGAAUGACGUGUUUCGUUUAAUUUUGAUUGGUCAACGUCUAGUCCAAUCAGAUUCGCGAUCCGCCUUUGACCAAUCACAAACGACAUGUCAUAGUUUCAUAUUAUACAUUCUCUUGUUUAUUUUUAAUUUUACACAUUAUUGUUUUAGCUAUAAGUAUUCUAGAAUUUUCUGUAAAAUUUUAUUUUACACUGUACUUAAAGGUUUUACGAUUUUAAUAGUCAUAAGUCAUAUCAUAUUUUAAGUGCAAUAUACAUCUUGCCAUGAUGUGUGAUUUUUUUAGAUUUAUUUUCACUCCAAAUAUAGAUAUAAUUAGGGUAAGUUUUCUGACGUUUUCAUACAAAUGACAUGGAGACUGGUACCAAAACGCUUACCGACACUUGUCCAUAACAGCAGUGUUACUCCGUAAAACCGUGCUCCAAUAAUCGCUGAAAACGAAAUCCGAUCGUUUCGUUUAAUUACACAGCGUAGCACGACUUCAAGAUUAAUUCCUGCUGGAAUUGUGGAUAAUCUAAACAUUUGUUGAAACAUUUGCAAGUUUGUGAAAGGAUAUGUAUUUUGAAGAACCCUUUUUAUACCAUAGAUUUCAUACUGUUUAGAAUAGAUGGUAGGUAAGGGAUAACUAUUAUGAAUAAGUGCGGCACAAACAAUUUCUCUAUUACCAUUUUUGUAUACGUUAGGUCACAUGUUAAAUUGUAUGCAGUGUUUGUAAUCGUGUAUAAAGUGAAGUGACGCGAUCUUGCCUUGUCAAAAUGACAGAUGUCAGAUUUAUAGAGGAAAGAUUAUUCCAUUUUUAAACAAAGAUGUAUUGUUUGGAGGUAAUUUUGUUAUACCCUAAUGAAAUAAAAUCAACAAAUAUUUGUAGAUAUCUUUUAUUUUUUAUAGCACUAGUCACAUAGUCUUGCCAUAGACAAUGCAAGAUGGCGUUUAAUGGACUUGUAAUCUAUAACUAUUAUGUAUUGUAACGACUGUGUCUUGCAAUUAUAAACAUUCCAUUGCUUGUGA
Messenger RNA from Pieris rapae (cabbage white), 4725 nucleotides. Its product is annotated as dystrobrevin beta. Lineage: Eukaryota; Metazoa; Arthropoda; Insecta; Lepidoptera; Pieridae. Gene Ontology annotation, biological process: synaptic signaling. The transcript has 21 exons. Gene Ontology annotation, cellular component: plasma membrane; synapse. Gene Ontology annotation, molecular function: zinc ion binding. The record is from RefSeq and is a predicted model, not a curated record. The coding region runs from base 278 to 2341 and encodes 687 amino acids.